CGAAAUUCUAAUCGUUUCUUUACAGGUUUUAACUUCAGCCCAGACGAAGAAAACAUGUCUUCAGAUCAACAACGAGCUGAACUUGACGCCAGGGCCAGGCAAGGUGAGGUUGUGGUGCCUGGUGGAACUGGUGGCAAAAGUCUUGAAGCCCAAGAACACCUUGCUGAAGGGAGGAGCCGUGGAGGGCAGACAAGGAGGGAGCAGCUGGGGACAGAAGGGUACCAGGAAAUGGGCCGGAAAGGUGGGCUCAGCACGGGUGACCAGUCCGGCGAGGAACGUGCUUCUCAGGAGGGAAUUCCGAUCGACGAGUCCAAGAGUAAGUUAGAGGUGAUCACAAUUCACAACCGUACGUUAUGUAUCUGUGUCAGAUUUCAGGUUCUGGGUCGUUGAUAAAAUUCUCAGGGAACGACUUUUGUUACUAUGUAGAGGCAUGUAAUUUUGUCCAAGCCUUUUCUUUGAUACCUCUGGAUGUACUCGCGUAUCUCAUAUACGUAACUUUGCAUGCAGUAUCCAGCUUUUGGAUUUGAAUUUCAAAAACAAAAAGAAAACGAUAAAGGCUUGAC
This is a messenger RNA of Pistacia vera, 563 nucleotides long. Its product is annotated as protein EMB-1-like. NCBI's taxonomy places the organism in Eukaryota, Viridiplantae, Streptophyta, Magnoliopsida, Sapindales, Anacardiaceae. Bases 55 to 390 code for a protein of 111 amino acids. The record is from RefSeq and is a predicted model, not a curated record. Gene Ontology annotation, biological process: response to abscisic acid. Gene Ontology annotation, cellular component: cytosol. The transcript is spliced from 3 exons.